UGUAAAUAAAGAUGGUCUAUGCGUUUGUUAUCCACACACUUCUGCCUGGGCCGUGUCGUGUCCUUUAUCAUAAUGUUUAUGGACAGGAUAUUACAUACACUGAAGAAAAUGAUGAUACAACUCACAAGAAUAGGAGAAGGAACGAUAUUCAAUUGAUAGCUAACGAGGUUCACUCAGAGUACCAGUUUCGAAAGGCCGUUCUAUCACGGACUGUAGAGGAUGAUAUUCAACGCAUGGGAAACGACGACACACUCCCCGACUUUGAGUUUGGCUGUGUUAGACUCCCGGAGGGUAAUCCUUUCUCAGUAGAGAGAAUCGCUCUCUGGUUAGGAGCAGGAAACACUGGAUUUACACUUGUGUGUGAAAAAUCGGAAAACAGACUUCUUGCAGAAAACGUUUUGAAAAUUCUUAUAAGGUUUAUUCAGGAGCAUGUACGAGUUUUGAAUCAACCCUCGGAAGCGAGACUGAAGAGUGACAAAAUUGCCCUUAUUCUCAAUCGGUUUUUGCCAAACGGGAACCUGCUUUUUAUGAACCAUCGUGUUGUCAGACAAUUAGAAAAAGAUGUUGAAAGUUUGAUGAAGUUAUCAUGAAUUUAUUAUCUAAUCUGAGUUGUUAGAUAGUAUUUCAAAUCUAUAUAUUUCAUUAAACGGGUUGUUUGAAAAAUAAGUGUGUAAACUUGAUAUCCAAUAAGUUCACCAUGGUAAUUUUUUUUUAAUAUACCCAGCCACUUAAGUUUUCAGUGUAAAAAGAAACUGUUAAUUUGACAUCUUAGUUUUGAUUUUUAUAAAUAAAAAAAAUAGAUAUAUUGAUAUAUUGCAUAUACCUGAAAUAUAUUUCUGCCACAGAAGAAUUCUUCCACAACCUGAUGUCUUUCUUCAUUACCGCCUAGUUCCCCAUUUUGUAGUGAAGGGGUGAUUUUUUCGUAUGCUGUUAAAAUGUAUACAAAUACAUAUGAAAAUUAUUUCACUUAACAUAAUGAUGUUGAUAAACUAUGAAUGAACUUAUUUCACCUUAUAUGCAUUUGCAACUUUAUAUUCUUUUUGAUUCUGAAAAAAUACGGAGUUAUAGAGGGAGAAAAUGCCGUGUUCAAACUGAUUUCUGUUUGAAAUUGUCACCAUGCUUCCUCAUCACAAAUUAUCUUAUAAACUGAACUGUAGUUCUCUAUAGUCAUUCAAUAAUAUAUCAAAUUUGUCACAACUUUUAUGUUUAUGUAAUUUUUCCUUUGUUUCAAGAUUUAAAUUUAAUUUAGAAGGUCAUGGAACACAAGAAUAUUUUUAUAGCUUAAAUGUAAGAAUAAUUAAUGAGAACAUCUGCUUAUCGACCAUGUGCUUAUACCAUUUAAAUCCUGUGUACAGUCUAGAAAUUGAUUUUUUCAAGAACCCUUUUAAGUUUGCUAUACUGGGAAAAGAUAUGUUUUGCAAAAUAUUUCUUUGUUUAGUGGAAACUUUUUCAUUAUGCAGCGCGAGGUUAUUCUGGAUCAGUUAGACACGUGAGAAGUAAACGGAAGAUUUAUAUUUCAAGUUUUGGUAAAUAUCUUUUCUCAGUUCAAAGAAAACAAUUGUUUGAAGCAAAAUAGAAGAUGGAGUACGGCUUGAAAAGUUCGAAGAAUUGCACUGCAAAUAAUACCCGAAUCAGACACAAAUUGAUCAAUAAAUUCCUAUAAAGCUC
Messenger RNA from Saccostrea echinata, 1668 nucleotides. Its product is annotated as AP-5 complex subunit sigma-1-like. Lineage: Eukaryota; Metazoa; Mollusca; Bivalvia; Ostreida; Ostreidae. The transcript is spliced from 2 exons. Bases 12 to 590 code for a protein of 192 amino acids. The record is from RefSeq and is a predicted model, not a curated record. Gene Ontology annotation, biological process: endosomal transport; double-strand break repair via homologous recombination. Gene Ontology annotation, cellular component: late endosome; cytosol; AP-type membrane coat adaptor complex.